GUCAGCUAUGGCGGUACAACAUUCUGCUUCCUUGAGUUUUAGACUGUGAAAACCUUGAAAAAUUACGUGUUUUGCAAUUUGUUAUUCGAAUUUUAUAAAUGCUUAUAUAAAGAUGAAAUUAUGGUGAGUGUUUUGGCCUAUUUUGGCUCGUCUAGACGGCGUUAAAAGCUUCAUAUUCGUCAAGAAACAACUCUUCUACUGGAGUCUAUGUUGGCUUGUUCCGGUAGCGAAUGUUUUUGUUACUGAAUGGCAGCUAACAACUUGGGUAUGAAAGCCGACCCUGAGAAGCUCUUUUCAAAGCUUGAGCGAAUCGGAAAGGGGUCCUUUGGCGAAGUUUAUAAAGGUAUUGAUAACAAAACCAAUGAAGUGGUGGCGAUAAAAAUUAUCGACUUAGAAGAAGCAGAGGAUGAAAUAGAAGACAUCCAGCAAGAAAUUACAGUGCUAUCUCAAUGCGAUAGCCCCUAUGUCACUAAAUAUCAUGGAUCAUACUUGAAGAGAACCAAAUUAUGGAUUAUGAUGGAGUAUUUAGGAGGUGGAUCAGCACUGGAUCUUAUGAAAGCUGGCAACAUCGAAGAGUGGUACAUCGCUACCAUUUUACGAGAGGUUCUUAAAGGUUUAGAUUAUUUACACUCUGAGAAGAAACUACACAGGGAUAUAAAAGCUGCCAAUGUCUUACUAUCAGAGAGUGGAGAUGUUAAACUAGCUGACUUUGGUGUGGCUGGUCAGUUGACAGACACAUUAAAUAAAAGGAACACGUUUGUCGGUACACCAUUCUGGAUGGCACCGGAAGUCAUCAAGCAAUCAGCCUACGACUCUAAGGCUGAUAUCUGGUCACUAGGGAUAACAGCAAUUGAGUUAGCAAAAGGUGAACCGCCCAACUCUGAUCUUCAUCCAAUGAGAGUGYUAUUCCUUAUUCCUAAAAACAACCCCCCUGAACUGACAGGCAACUUCAGUAAAGCAUUUAAAGAAUUUGUAUCCUUGUGUUUAAAUAAAGAUCCUAACGAUAGACCUACAGCUAGAGAACUCCUCAGACACAGAUUCAUAAAAACUGCCAAGAAAAAUUCUUUCCUGGUUGAAUUAAUAGAACGGUAUAAAAGGUGGAAACUUAACCAUGUUGAUGAUGAUGAUAGCAGUUCAGGGGAAGACAGUGACGGAGAAAAUGAAAGAGACUCUACUUCAUGGGACUUCCCAACAAUAAGAGGAAAAGCCCCAUCAGGGCUAAAUGAUUCUACUGGAAAUGGAGAGAUAGUUACAGAUAUAAAAAAGGCUGAAACAAAGCCCAAACGUCCAGUUUCUAGAAGUUUAAACAAUGUUCUUGGCCCUGUUUUCUUAGAGCUCACAGCUAAAAAUGGUAAUCAAACCAAGGUCAUUCAGGAUUUACAAGACGCAUUCACUGCAGCAGAGGAUCGUAUGCCUGGUAUAAGUGAUAGAAUAGUAGAGAAAAUUGUUAAAAGAAUCAAUAGCUCAUAGCAAUGUUGCUGAACACUAUUUCACAUCCAACUCAUCACAAAAUUAUCACUACAAUGCAGAGCCAAUUAAAUACCCUACAAAUCAAAAAACCCACAAAAUGGCUAGAAUAGAACGAUGAGUGAUUUUCUAUAAUGGUCGUAAGGUUUGCCAAUUUGUAUAUUUUCUUACUACACUCAGUGGAUUACACACAACUAUUGUCUAUAAUGACACUAAUGCUAGACUCUCGCACCUAGCACUAAAUAAACAAUGGAGCAUAAGAUUAGUGACCAGAAACUCAGUUCUCCUAAAGGGUUUUUGAGUUUUAAAUGAGAAUGAUUGGCAUAAGUAAAAUUUUGUAAAACCUCCUGAUGACAAGUAAUAAUUGUUUUCUUUAUUUCUCCAAAAUUCUGUAAAAUAAUGUUUUUUUAAGUGAAUUAUUGUUCAUUUUCAAUAUUUUAUAAAAUAAAACYUAGUGCAAAAUCUUCACUGACAUUUUAACUUGAUGAAAAGCAAAGGAUGAUGUUUUAAGUGUAGUUAGAUCAGACAGCAUUUUGUUUUCAAMUUUUUGUCAUCAUUUUCCCUUGCUAUCCCAAGACACUCUAAACUUUUAGAAAGCAUUCUCCUAAUGCAACAUAUCAAGAGUAAUUGAAAACAAACUGGUAGCUGGUCUAUUACGUCCUUGAAGGAGUAUUUCUCUGCACUAAAACGGCUUUCAUUGCUUUUUCAUCUAGUUAUAUAUUUGACACUAUUUUUUCUUUACUAUGGUGUAACUAGUAAGGGCCCAUCCACUUAAAAAGGGAUAUAUAUUUGGAAGUCUACACGUACUGUAUUAAUGGAUUGGGAAUUGAAUGAGGAAAAGAACAGACUGUUAGGUUUGAUUUCCAUUAUAAUUUCCCCAAUCACCAGCGAGGGUGCGCAGGCAGUUGAAAUAAUGGCAACGAAACGGAAAAAAUUGAUAUUGUAACCUUGCUCGUGAUUGGUGUCGUUAUUUGGUAAAUCGGGGUAUAGAAAAAAACACAAUAUGACAUCGUCUGUGAAAGAAUCUCUUCAACUUCUCCCUUAGUUCCAAAGGACACGAGGCGAGACGUGUGAAAUUCAUUACGCUUCAAACUUUGUAACCGAUAGAAUGAUCUUAAACCCGUKAAAYAGAWAUAAGACUAUGAAAUAUCUUGCAUUAUAAAGGAAUUCCUUGCACGGACGAUGAAAAUGUGUGGUUAUUUAUACUUUUUUCAUAAGUGCGUGAAACACAAUUUGUUUCACGGGCCUAUGAAAUCCUAAGAGGGUUUUGUGAGCUAAAAACUAAUGUACGUAGGGUCUUCCUCUUGGCCAAGAGGAUGCUAGAAGGGUCUCCAUUGGGAAAAAAAUACAAAAUACAAUUGAAAUACAAUUUGUUUCACGGGCCUAUGAAAUCCUAAGAGGGUUUUGUGAGCUGAAAACUAUAAUGUACGUAGGUUCUUCCUCUUGGCCAAGAGGAUUCUAGAAGGGUCUCCAUUGGGAAAAAUGAAGUGUUGUCGGCGUGGGAGACUAGAACUUGAACUAAACUGUUUGACUUCAUCCUGUUUUGCAUCAAGACAAUUUCUAUGAUUUGGACUGUAUUAUAGACUCUAGUCUAUUUAUGAAUCAAGUCCCCUUAUAAUUGAAAGUAGCUAGUAUUUGAACCUUAUCAACGCUAUGAUCCACUGAGUAACAUCUGGCAUWUCUAUGUAAAUAGGACAGUUAGUAGGAGAGAGCCCCUCCCUCUUGGAGGGCGUAUUUUCUAUUUUUUGCUCACUAUGCAAGAAUGAGCAAACAAGUAAAAUUCUUGUCUUUGAUACGGCUUUUUCCAAAAGACAAACUAUUGUAAGUUCUUGUUACCUUUGAUUUAUAAGCAUUACAUAAAGAGAUUAUUCUUCUCUUGRCGAUAAA
This is a messenger RNA of Exaiptasia diaphana, 3354 nucleotides long. Its product is annotated as serine/threonine-protein kinase 25. Bases 247 to 1470 code for a protein of 407 amino acids. Gene Ontology annotation, biological process: protein phosphorylation. Lineage: Eukaryota; Metazoa; Cnidaria; Anthozoa; Actiniaria; Aiptasiidae. The transcript has 12 exons. The record is from RefSeq and is a predicted model, not a curated record. Gene Ontology annotation, molecular function: ATP binding; protein kinase activity.